Messenger RNA from Paramecium octaurelia, 3133 nucleotides. Lineage: Eukaryota; Ciliophora; Oligohymenophorea; Peniculida; Parameciidae. The record is from the annotation of a GenBank genome assembly.
AUGAGUGUUUCACGAUUACAAUAUCAGAAACCAUAACUAACUAGACAAGUCUCUGCUACUUCAAGAACGACUCCCAAAGAUAUCAAUCCUGAUAACACGAUUAUGUCAUUCCUUAAAUCAAUGGAUACAAAAUAGGCUGCCGUAUUAAAUAGAUCACUACGUUAAGGAGAGAAACUCAAUGUUAGAAAUCAGCAAGCUCCCACUACCUAAACACUAAGUAGCAGAAUCCAAUUAUCGACUGUUGAGAGAUAAAUAUUUAAUAACCUCGAAUUAAGGUAUAUUAGUAACAAGAACUUUCUAGAAUUUAAAAGUUACCUCAAAAAGAAUAAGAGUAUGUUAAACAACUUUUGGGGUAGAUCGAAAAUGGAGAGUAAAAACAUGAAGAACUAAUCUAAUUUUUUAAAAAUAACAAAAGUAAAAGAAUACAAUUAAGAAUUUUGUCUAAUUAUGGGAAUAGUACUUCAGUAGGAUUAACAGGGGUUGAAUUACUAAAUCAAUAAUCAAAACUCAUUAAAAUAACAUCCAUCAUUUCAGAUGAUGAUUCCAAUAAUACAAUCACUAAUCUCAUUAAUGGACAUAAUUUGAUAAUUAACUAGGAAUACAUGUGGAUAACAAGUUAUAAAUCAUUUCCAAUCACGAUUACUCUUCAUUAUGUGGAGGAGUCUGAAGUCCUCACACAUGUCAAAAUUUGGAAUUUUAAUAAAAAUAGAAAGGAAUUGGAUAAAUGUGUACAAAACCUUGAGAUUCUACAAAAUGAACAAUUGGUUUGGUAAGGUUAACUAAAAAGAGGAGUAGGCAACACCUAUACUGAAUAUGCAGAUCUAUUGGAAUUGAAAACUAAUAAUCUAAUGAAAGAAGUAGUCCCUCAGCCAUUCUACCAAUCGAUGUAAUCAAUGGUUUCUAAGAAAUCAGAUGACAACAUGUAAUUGUUAUUAUCAUUAUAUCAUAGUAUAAAUCAAUCAAAAGCAUCUAGUUAAUUUAAGCAUUAAAAACCUAAGGUUAUGAAAAAUCCCUUUGAUGAUGAGAAGAGAAUCAAAUAGCCAGAACCUUAAGCUGCCAAAAUAUAAGUUAAUUAGAAGAGAUUAUUCAAAAACCCUAUGAAUUUGUUUCCACAAAAAUAAUUGACUGAAGAAGACACUACAAUCACAAAUCUCAAAAGAGGUGUUGCUCAUAUAGCCGCUGGAUAGACGAAAUAGAGAAUAAAAGGAAUCACCAUUCCUGAUUGUCCUAUUGGAAAUUUAUUGAUAUUUAAAUUACUGAGAAACUGGGGAGAUAUGUUUUAUAUUGGAUUAACUGGGAUAGAGAUAUUUGAUUAUUUAGGAAACAAAGUUUAAAUUAUGGAGGCGAGUGGUUUUUUUAAGAAUCCUAGUGUUUUGUUUGAUGAUAAUUAUCUGACUCAGGAUGAGAAAUGCAUGUGUUUGGAUAGGAUUGAUAAGAAUAUGGAGAUUAAAUUGAGAUUCAAGGAGACCAAAAUAGCAAUGAUAAGGAUCUGGAAUUAUAAUAAAGGAAGAACACAUAGAAAUAAAGGAGUGAGGAAGAUGGAGAUAUUGAUUGGAAUGGAUUCAUCUGAUUCAGUAGAUCCCAUCUUUUAUGAUGAGAUCAAGUAAGCUAAUGCCACUUGUAAUAGUGACAAUGCAGAGUACAUCAUGUUCACUAAUAAUCAAUAAAUAUUAGAUAAAAUAUCCUAAUCUGAUUGGUUGAAUACAUUGCAUCAGAGUUAGAUUCAACAAUAAAAGUAGAUCUUAGAGAACACAAUUAAAUUAAGUAGACCAGAUACAGCCACAUUUAAUAAACAUAACCAGUAAAAACAGAACAAUGCCAUCCUCAUCAAAUAACCAUCUGAUAAGCUCUUAUAAUCUAAUUGUAAGAAACCCUUUGCAUCUAUACUCAACACAUUGCCCACUGUAACUGUCAAAACAUUGACCAUUUAUAUUUUAAAGAAUUGGGGAGACAAAUAUGUUGGAUUGGAUAAGAUAGAAAUUCAUGAUAAAUAUGGAUAAUCAUUGAAAAUUAAAAAAUACAAAGUGAUUACAUAUCAAUCGGAAACCAUAAUGAAUAGUGAUGAAAGAUGGCAAUUUCACAAUGGGUAAAUUAGGAUUCAAUUCUCAUUUCCAUAAUCUAUUCAGAUCAGCAGGAUUCUCAUUUGGAAUUACAACAAGGAGGAUGAAUUAGAAAAAGGAGUACAACUAAUAAAUGUAGAAGGAGAUGAUCAAACAUUGAAUACUAUUUAAGGGAUCUUUUUAAGAAAGGGUCAUGGAUUACCUGAUGCUAAUGAACCUUAAGUCAUUGACUUACCAUACCAAUAGAAUAUCAAAACCAUUUUAGCCAAUUAUCAAUUUGAAAAGAGUAUCUAUUUAGAUUAUGAAACUGCUCAAUUACCUCAAGGCACUAAGAUUACAAUAAAAUUAAUAUCGACUUGGGGAGAUUUACAUUAUAUUGGAUUGAAUGGAUUUGAAUUGUUCGAUCCAAAUGGUGAUCUCAUUAUGCCCAAAUUAUAUGCAAAACCAUAUUCAGUUAAGGAACUUCCUGAAAUGGACAUGGAUGUUAGGACACCAGAUAAAUUACUGAACAAUUGCAAUGUUACAUUGGAUGCCAAACAGAUUUGGUUGGCUCCUUUUGUUAAUUCGUAUACAAACAGAUUGCAAACUAAUAUUAACUCAAGUGUUUUUGAUUAAGUAAAUUACCAAGUUAAUAAAUUGAUAUUGCUAUUCGAUUCACCUCAAUAAGUCUCAGCCAUAUCAUUUUAUAAUUAUAGUAAAACACCUGUUAGAGGAGUGAAAGAGUGUGAAAUUUCUAUGGACGAUUAUAUAAUAUAUCAAGUAAUGGUUAUAUUUAUCUCAAGGGCUAUUUAAAUUUAUCCACUCUAACACAAACUCCAAAAGGGAUCAUAGGGAAUAAUAAAACUACUGUUUUAUUCACAAGAGAUGAAAGACUCAUUGAAUAGAUAGGAUCUGUGGAAAUAAGAGACAGUAUAUUAGGAUCUGAGACAACUUUGAUAAAUGAAAAUUAGGUAGAUAAUUAUAAUAAUUAUUAGAGGGAAACCAUCAAUAGUAUCAAGAACAAACUAGUAAGACAUUAGCAAUAGAAAUUGUAUAAAGAAUUGGAUAGACCAACAACAACCGAAGUUUACUGA